Molecule: messenger RNA, 3980 nt
Organism: Lineus longissimus
Lineage: Eukaryota; Metazoa; Nemertea; Pilidiophora; Heteronemertea; Lineidae
Product: E-selectin-like
Exons: 10
Coding region: 37-1785 (582 amino acids)
Source: RefSeq, a predicted model, not a curated record
UCUCGAGAGGGAUACCAGGGACAGGUUCAGAGUUGUAUGUCAUGGGAUAUAUCUGAAUGGCUGAAUUCAUUUAGGUUGUUUUGGUCUGUUUUCCUAUUUUUUUGGGCUCUUGGCAUUUCUGUGAUAGUACUUACGGUUGUGAUAAUGAAGUGGAUACUCGUAGUUGUAGCUGUCCUUGUUGUGGUGGUCAUAACAGAGUCCAAAUACUUCACUGCUCCUUUUAAACGCACCGAGUUGAUCUGUGACGACGAUCAGGCCAAGAAUGCUGAAUGGGCCUACAGCAACAGAAGUGGAAACUGCUACAGACUCUUCCACGAAGAGAAAAAUUUCGAAGAUGCGAAAGCGGCUUGUAAGACGAUAAUGGGCAGCCUUGCGGAGAUCAAACACGAGGAAGAACAGCUUUUUCUUGACGUUGUUCUGAAGAAUGAUUGGGUCGAUCAUUGGGUGUAUGGGACGAGAGUGGUGGGUCAAAACUACACAUGGGGAGAGACCAAGGACACAGUGACAUACUACAACUUUCUAGGAAAUAAGCAACCCGAUGAGCGCCCUAAAGAAACGUGCCUGGUCAUGACGAAAAAUUACGUUCCUGCUAAUAAUAUAGCGUACGCUAUAUUUGCUAAGUGGAACUCUGCUGACUGCAAUGCGAAAAAUUAUUAUAUUUGCCAAAAGACAGCAAAGCGAUGUCCCGAUCUGCCAAAGGCGGAGCACACAGUACCCAAGCCGCCCUUCCCAUACAUCGAACUGACAGUCAAAUACUCCUGCGCUCCUGGCUACGAGCUCCCUGACUACGCCGCCAGGUACAGAGACUGGCAGGCCAAGAUUGCAGCCUCGCCCAAUGACAGCAGCCUAGUGGAGCCAACGAUCAAAACGAAUCCGACUAUGGAAUACCUGUGCGAAUUCCCCGGUAAAUGGGCCACUGGCGGCAGCAUCGCUCCCUGCGAACCAAUCAGCUGUGUUGAGCCCCCAAAACGCCCACACACCACCUUGAAUUCAACCAACCGCGUUUACCCCUCCUACAUCGGCUACAAAUGCGACAAUGGAUACUUUUACGAGGAGUACAACACCACUGUCAUGACAGCUUGGUGCGGCCCCGACAAGCAAUGGAUAGACGUCCCCAAGGAGUGCGACACCGUAGAAUGUGGUGAAUUUCCAAUUGUCUUCAAUGCCAGUGCCAACGCGAAGCUGAACCACUUCAAGGAUACAGUGGUGUGGCAGUGUAACCAGGGUUUCAUGUUCCCCGAUGGCUCCGUCAGACAGUGGGUUGGAUGCCGUGAGAACUACGUCAACAAUCUCAUUGGGAGAUGGAACGUUAGCAAGCUGGAUGACUGCGAAAGGCUGUCGUGUCCUCCCCUGUCGUCCCCUGCCUUCACUAAGCGGGACAGUAACGACACUGCCUACGCCACUAUAGUGACGUACAGCUGUGUUUCCAAGGAUUACGAGUUUCCAGACGGAGAGCCUAUACAACUAAUCAAGUGCAGUGAGGAGGCUCAGUGGAAGCCAAAGGUUCCUGUAUGCACAAAGAAACCAUCCAAGCUGGAGACCAAGGGCAAGAAAUACGUUCCUGAGCCCAAAGAGGCCACUGCUGCAGAGAGCAUUGGAUACUCCGCUCUGAUUUUCGUGAUCAUUUUCCUCAUAUUAAUCUUUUUGCUAGACCUUACCACUAUCUGGAAGGACAUACGAAUGCUGAAGUAUAACUGUAGACACUUUAUGAAGCGGGUCAACUCUAAUAAGACGUCGAAACGUGCGGACCUGCAGCCCAUUCCCAAGGACUUGAAGGACCAGUGAUAAACACUUGAUAAUCCUUGCUUUGAUAUCAAUACUCUGAAAGUUCGUUAAAAAAACACGGGGGGAAUUGUUCCAAUGCGCAUUUUUGGGCAGGAACUUGCGCAUUCUCCCUUUCAGUUUGAGAGUAUAUAAAGAUACAUUUUGUGAACUGGUUCGAGAGUAAAAUAAUGUUAAACAUUCCUGCGAUUUAUUCGCAUAACGAUAAAACAUGUGUCAUAUGCAAUGUAUAGAAUUCGUUGGACAUGCAUCUGGGUGAUUUCGUCGGUCAAUAUCCCACCCCAACCGUUUUGCUGAGUUUUUUAAUGUCCCCUAGGCCUACUUCUGAAAAUAAGAUUAAGAAAAAGAAGGUUUUGCCAAAAUGGGGUUAAAAAAACGGGAUAAAGUCAUUUGGGUUUGUACAUCCACCCUACUGCCAGGUGCCACCCUAUUGACUAAUUAUCUAAGGUGGCUGCAUUGCAAAAAUGCAACGAUUCCUUGAGCGACUUUCUGCAGAUUACCUCAGUCUCUACUAUUUAACGUCAUGUUAUGCAGUCGAUUGAAAACGAUGCUCCGUUUAUUAGCGCGAGGCCAAAUUUAUCAUAUUUUGUGAGAGGUGAUAGAAGAUGAGUUAUUUUCACGAGUAUUCCUACCUGUUUUCAUAAUGCAAUGAAACAGUGUGUCUUUAAUACCUGCAAUGCCAAUUAAACAAGGAAGUGACUAUUUGGCAAGCCCGGCUUGCCAAACAGCGACUUUUUCUUGUCCUGAAUGGAGAGCCGAACUCAUUAAUAUUAAAGUAAAGUCUCCAGCUCGCCAAACAGGGUAGAUUUUUUACCUGUUCGGCAAGCCCGGCUGGCCGAACAGUGUGGCUUUUUAGUGCUGUUUGGCAAGCGGCUCUCCAAACAGGACAAAAAAGAUGCCUGUUCGGCGAGCCGCUUGCCAAAUAGACCCGGCCAUUAAACAAUGAUAGCAAACAAUCAACUUUGAUGACGUCAACAAUAAAUUUUCUUCUCGUGAUUUUGUUCUCGUGUCAACGUCUGGAUCUCUAUAUUGUCCUAUCUAAUUACGCCAGGUUCAUACCACACAAAGCUUCACACCAGCCAUCUUGACACAAAAGUUGUGGAUCCACCCCGCCGACCCAGACUCCGUUACGUAUGAUCGAGGGGCACGGACGGAGUACUUCUGGUAGUUCCGAUCAGAAUGGACACCACCUUGCCUUGAUGUGUGUAGUGGUGUAGCGUUAAACAAUUUUCCCAAGAACAGAAUGACAAGUUCGUUCACUGUCAUAUUAUAGGCGAACCUGGCAUACAUAACUAAGUAAGGGCAGAUUGCUAGCUACUUCUUUACAAGUAGGCGAAAUGAAUUCGGCCAAUAUUCUAGUAAGAAUAGUUUGUGUGCAUACGUGACAGUAAAUACACUUAGCAGAGUCUUUUGUUUUGAGCACCACCUACAGUACAUGCGCAUGCCAACAACAUUCUCAGUUAUGAAGACAGCAAGCGGAAAACAUUCUCAGUCACAUGAACACAACCGACAGAUAUUCGUGGCAACGAAGCCUUCAUUUUAUUUUUCCCACACAUAUUUUUAUCCUUAGCCUUUUUUACAAUUUCAGCUGGUAUGGGGCAGCCUAACUGCAUAACACACACUGAUUCAUGACUAACUAAUUGUGUGUUUUUUUCUUAACCCGCAAUUAAGGCAAUAUAAAGCAGUUCCAAAAGUCAUACUGCUAUUCCACGAUGUCGUGUUUCGUACACAUUCAGCAUGGACUCUACACACCAAACUUACACUUGUCAGGAAUUGUCCGUACUCCAAUGACAUAAUACACUGAACAUGUAUUUAUAUUUCUUCAGCAUGGGAUGGUUUCACACAAACUGUUUACACAUCAUGCUACCAAGGAUCUGCAUCUUAUCAAGAUACACCGGCUAUGUUUUGAAGAGAGUCUUAUACCACGAAGUUCAGGAUGCUGUUUAUUAGGGGGCACAUCAUAUACAUACAUUAUAUAUACAUGUUUAACCGACUUCUUUCAUUUUCACAUUAGACAUGUUAGACAUUCAACUUUACAUUGUCAUCAUGACAUUGUUAAUCAAGUAAAAAUAAAUAUCCUCACACCCAUGUCAUACUCUUACAGAAAAUGAAGCGAAACUCCCAACAAAGGGUAGGAAAUACCUACCGCCAGCUAAGGAGUCUCCCAGUGCGGAAUCAAUAGGCGUUUCGUCCAUGCU